AGACAUAAUAACCAAGAGACAACGCGUUAGUAAAGUCAACACGAAGUCAACUCCAUGGUGGCUUUUAGCCCCCAUCCCACUUGGUGGUUUAUUAAGUAAAACAAAAUCGAGUACCAGACUUGUUUGUGACAAUUUAUCCACUCCCCCAAAAAAGUCUUCUCUUUCACACAUUGAUCUUGUUGUUGUGUUCCUAUUUUAUCAUCAAGUCAAGUGUGCCAUAACCAUAAACAGAGUUUUUCAUUUCGGAGAGAAAAAGGAAAAGAUGAAGUUUGAAGAAUCGCAAACGCUCUUACCGUUGAGAAAACCUGUUAAUGGAGGAGGUUGUCUCACUCUCACCCGUGAUCGCAAACGUGCUGGUUACAAGCUUUGGGUUCUAGCCGCUGUUCUACUCUUGGCAUUUGGUUCUAUGUUAACCGGUUCUGUCUCUCUCAAAGGAAUCGGGUUGUUCCACUCUGUUGACGGCGUUAACGGGUUCUCCGUCGGCGACGAUCUCGACGUCCUGGAAAUUGAGGAGAGAGAGAAAGUGGUGAGGCAGAUGUGGGAUGUGUACAGUCGCUCCGGUGGUGUCAGGGUUCCUCGGUUUUGGCGAGAAGCUUUCGAGGCGGCUUAUGAGUUUCUGAUCAGUGAUUCCGCCGCUGUUCGAAACGGUGCCGUUUCUGAUAUCGCCAAGUUGUCUCUUGUUCGCUUUGUUAAGUCAGAGUCUACUCCGGCCCGGCCCAAUCUCCGUUGAGUUGUGAAGAAUUGAAGAUGAAUGAAAAAAACCCAAGAAAUAAUUUAGUGUAUAUACUAUAUAGGGAUGAAAAUUGUAACCUUGAUAAUCGAUAAUUAAAUUAUGAAACUGUGAGAAAAAAAAAAUGAAAAAUGCAUAAAUAGCGUUUUCGACAUUAUUUAGAAAAAAAUAUAGCAGCCAAAAAUAAAGAUUGGUCUAUUUAAUUUUGGAUUAUUAUUGAU
Molecule: messenger RNA, 951 nt
Organism: Camelina sativa (false flax)
Lineage: Eukaryota; Viridiplantae; Streptophyta; Magnoliopsida; Brassicales; Brassicaceae
Source: RefSeq, a predicted model, not a curated record